This is a messenger RNA of Liolophura sinensis, 2273 nucleotides long. RefSeq names its product whirlin-like. Gene Ontology annotation, molecular function: protein binding. The coding region runs from base 639 to 2273 and encodes 544 amino acids. NCBI's taxonomy places the organism in Eukaryota, Metazoa, Mollusca, Polyplacophora, Chitonida, Chitonidae. The record is from RefSeq and is a predicted model, not a curated record. Gene Ontology annotation, cellular component: plasma membrane; cilium; stereocilia ankle link complex. The transcript has 11 exons.
GGUCUGAACAUUUACAAUGAAGGUGUGAAACGGUUGGAUGAUUCUCUGUUUAUUCGUGAGCGAAGAGAUUUAUUGUGUACUGAGAGGUCUGUGGGGUCAUAAAGCAUGUCAGCGUUCAAUGGGACGAGAUCAGGCAGAAUGACGGCUUCUGACACCGCCCUGUCUCACGGCCGUAACUACAUGCCACAAACCUGUCUCAAGUAGCGUCCACCGACUACAAGAAGGGCUGAAUAGAUACCUGGACAGGUCCGAGAAAGAAGACCUGGUCGCAGCACUCAACGACUACCAGAGCCGUAGAAAUGUUGUGGACUUUGUGUACAAUCUGAAAGUUAUUUUGGACACCUCGGAAAAACGUGAGGCCAUUCUGCCGUUGCUAAGGAGGAUUUUACCACCCUCAGACCUGGACGUGUACGACCACUGUGUACAAAGUAAAACAGAGGUACGGCACCACCCCCAGGGGUGCGGGUGGAGUCAGCUGGCAUUUUCAGCCCCCCAGGGCGACGUCUACACUACCCUCAUCUGCGAAACGUUCUGUUAAAUCGGACGCUGGCAAUGUGAGACUGUACAAAGAUAAGCACGGUUUAUCAUCGUCUUCUAAACACUUACAGUCCUCUGGAGUCCACUCCAGGAAUAAAAACAUGAUUCGGGGCAACGAAUUGUUUCGUGUUCAUGUGCCCCAGCCUGCUGCCUCUGAAGGUUUUGGUUUCAGUAUUCGAGGUGGGUGCGAGUACGGUAUUGGAAUUUACAUAUCACAUGUGACCGACGAUGGACUGGCCAGUGACAAAGGUCUGCAGGCAGGUGACCUUAUACUAGAAGUUAAUGAUAUUUCAUUUCGGAAGAUUACCCACGAUGAAGCUGCGAAGAUAAUUCGGUCAGCACGAAAACUUGACCUGGUGAUAUGUCGGGUGGGGAGGAUUCCUGGUUCCUAUUCUGUUCACCAGUCCUAUAUUUGGGUGGAUCCCAGUGGCCGGCCGGUGUCUCCACCCCCAGAGCUAGAGCAGAUUGGUCAGGCCCGGUCAGGUGACCAGAGAAGGAGUGGCCUGAUGCUACUAAAAGCUGCAGAUGAGCGCAAGAUAAACAUUUUCGUAGAGGAUGAGGCGAGCUUGGGACUGAUGAUUCGAGGGGGGAGGGAGUUUGGGCUGGGAAUUUACAUCACCGGGGUGGACAGGAACUCUGUGUCUCACAGAGCAGGACUUAAGAUGGGUGACCAGAUUUUGGACAUCAACGGUCAGAGUUUUCUGGACAUCUCUCACACGGAGGCCGUCAGCAUUCUCAAGGACAGCAGUCACAUGAUGAUGAUCAUCAAGGAUGUUGGCAAGAUUCCAUAUGCCAAAACGACGAUCGACAAGACGCUGUGGCUUUCGUCUGAUCAGAUCCGCAGGUCGCAUUCCAACAGAGAGCUAUCAAAUCCAUACAGAGAAACAGUCGGUGAUACUGGAAAACAACCAGCAUUUCUGCGAGGGGCCGGGUCACAGCUGAUGCUGAACUCCAUGGCCACGCAGCAGUGGGACAUGAUACAAGAGCGGGCUCGUCAACUGCUGAACAGCAGCGAGCAGGAGACGUUACGUCUGCACGCUGAUGAUUACCAGAGAUGGUUUAUCCGUGUGGAGGAGCUAGUACUCUCCCUAAGUGACUUACUUAACACAAGUGCUAAGUUUUCGCUUAUGACUGAAAUCAGGAAUUUGGUGUACCCCAGGGACCUGGAUAAGUAUGACGCCCUUGUCAUGAGAAGAGAAGUUGAAAUGAUCAAGAAUCGUCAGAAGUAUUUGGCAGAAGAUGACCGAUCAUCUCCGGAGAGCAUCGAGCCUGAUUAUUCCCCUUUACCUUCUGACAGAAAGUUUGAGUUAAACAAACAUCGUCACAACAGUUCACCUGAGUCUUCUCCUGAAUUCUCCUCUGUUCCGCACAGAAGGCAUGAUGGGAAAUAUAGUUCUCACCAUGGCAACCAGUCACAAAUUUACACCUCCACAGGAAACAUAACUCUUCUUAAAAAGCCACCACGCCAUAAACUCAAUGCAUAUUCUGGGGACAGAUUGUAUUACAAUACUGGUGGCUCAUUUGUGGACAUGCCCAGAAGUCAAAAGUCAAGGUCAGGUAAUGACCUUAGGAAGGCAAGGUCAGAGGAACAACUGUUAGUAAUGGCCGACGUCCAUGACGGAUUAUACAGUGUGGCCAAGCCUGUUGAAGAAAUGAAGAACCCAGCAGAAGGGGACAGUGGGGUUUACAUGAAUGGGAGCAGUGGUAGUGACAGUAGUUCUCCAUCUAAUAAGUAA